Messenger RNA from Salpingoeca rosetta, 1754 nucleotides. RefSeq lists its product as uncharacterized. The transcript is spliced from 15 exons. NCBI's taxonomy places the organism in Eukaryota, Choanoflagellata, Craspedida, Salpingoecidae. Bases 84 to 1754 code for a protein of 556 amino acids. The record is from RefSeq and is a predicted model, not a curated record.
CGCCAAGCGCCAUCAACAGCCACCACACAACACCCAUACACAACCACACACUCACACACACGGACAGACACGCACGGGCAGACAUGGACCGCGCACUAACAAGCGGAGAGUACGAUGCUGAACGGCUUAUGAAGACGAGCGUUCAAGAGCUGGAAGGAAUAAAGAAAUACUUGGAGCAAGCACUCAUCCCGCUGCAACAAAAGCAAGUACGGGCAGCCCAGGACUACGACAAGUUCAUGGGGGUGGUCCACGAUGAGCUGCACAAUGUGUACUCCAACCUGAUGAACGAAGCGAAGAUGCGUAUGAAGAAAGUUGUGCACAAGAAAGCACCAGAGUAUCAGGCCGCAAAACCAAAGGCAUCCAAAUCAAAGUCGUCCUCAAAGAAGGCAUCCUCCAAAGCCGCCAGCGGAAAGAGCAAGCGUGCAAAGGUCAUAUCGGGCCAGAAGCGCAACUCAAAGUCUGGCAAGGCGCUGACGCAGACCAAGGCAGCGGAGGCGGCUGAACGAGCACAGCGGCCCAAGCUGCCGGAGCACCCGUUCUGGCAAGAAGUCGCAGAGUACUUUGCAGUGCCGACAACGGCUGACAUUGCUGCUCUUCGCGCCCUGAGCGACGAGGCCUGCGCGGACGCAGACAAGUACUUCGAGCUGCCGUCACCCGAGGGGCGGCAAGCGCGACCAAGCAACCUUCCCCGCAAUGUGCCGUCCAUCGCGCAUCGUCGCGUGCACAUCAACUCCAUUCAGCCGUCCACGCUCGCCCUCCGCCUCCUCGGGACGCUGGUGCCGGACCAGUCGAAAAAGUCACAGCCAUGCGUCUUCAAUGAAGAGGCUCUCGUCCAAUCGUUGUCGUCAUCCUCAUCACCACUGCCACCAUCCGGACCGGUGGCGCGCGAAGGGAUGCUGUGCGACGUCGCUGAAGACGCAAUGGCGUUCGAUUCUGCACUCACAGACCAGCUCUACAAACUCGGCGCCUUAGUGGAUACUGACGAUGAAGAUGAUGACGAUGACGACGACGAUGGUGAUGACGUCAUCAUGGACGUGAGCGGCGAUCCGGCUCUAUCCUCCGCAAUAUCAACAGCGCAACCAUCGCAGCAACAGCACUGCACUGAGCACAUCAAUGGCGAUACGCACGCACAUGUGUCCGCAGGAAAUAUGAGCCAUUCGGACGCGGACAAAUCAUCCACAUCGUCAUCCUCGUCAUCCUCGUCGUCUUCAUCGUCUCGCAACACAUCGCUCACGGCACACACGCGCGACCUUACGCAUACAACCACAGCUGGCGAUGGUGGUGAUGUGAAGAAUGAUGACAAUGACGACGAUGAUGACGAGCAGCAUGCGCCAAUUCACCUCCCGUCCAUUCUCCCACACGACGAGGUCACGGCGGCACUGCUGCGUGCACAGGCGGAACUGCGAGUCGAGGACGACGCUGUGUCGUCGGGGCUCCACCACCUCCUCGCCCGCGUGUCCUCUGCCGAUCUUGAGAGCGAACGGCGGCAGCUGCAGCACGAGCAGCAGCUUCACACCGUCAACACACAGGUGAGCACCGCGCUGUUCAUGUGUGCACCUUAUGCUGCCAGGCCUGUGGUACUCGCUUCCAAAGAACUUGAAAGAGCAGAUUCGGGCAACUCUCCGCCAGCAACGGCGGCUGCUGGCUGCACCGUUCCCGUCACCCUCAUCGCUAACAUCGUCAUCCUCAUCGUUGCUGUCGUCAACAGCGUCUCCGCUGCUGUCUUCAUCGAAGCCACCACUUCCGACCACUAA